Molecule: messenger RNA, 5186 nt
Organism: Lynx canadensis (Canada lynx)
Lineage: Eukaryota; Metazoa; Chordata; Mammalia; Carnivora; Felidae
Gene: PPFIA1
Product: PTPRF interacting protein alpha 1
Exons: 29
Coding region: 101-3778 (1225 amino acids)
Biological process (GO): synapse organization
Cellular component (GO): presynaptic active zone
Molecular function (GO): protein binding
Source: RefSeq, a predicted model, not a curated record
GCGCGGGCGCGGGCUGCCUUCGUCGGGCCCCCAGCUCGCCCGGAGCGAGCAGCCGCCCGCGACCGCCGCGGAGCCUCGCCCGCUCCCGCCGGCGAGCAAGAUGAUGUGCGAGGUGAUGCCGACCAUCAGUGAGGCAGAAGGCCCGCCCGGAGGAAGCGGGACCCACGGGUCGGGCUCCCCUUCGCAGCCGGAUGCAGAUUCCCACUUUGAGCAGUUGAUGGUGUCCAUGCUGGAGGAGAGGGACCGUCUCCUGGACACGCUGCGAGAGACUCAGGAAACGCUGGCGUUGACCCAGGGGAAGUUGCAUGAGGUCGGUCAUGAAAGAGAUUCCUUGCAGAGACAGCUCAACACUGCCCUUCCACAGGAGUUUGCGGCGCUUACUAAGGAGCUCAACGUCUGCAGGGAGCAGCUCCUGGAGAGAGAGGAGGAGAUCGCGGAACUGAAGGCAGAGAGGAACAACACCAGGCUGCUGCUGGAGCACUUGGAGUGCCUUGUGUCCAGGCACGAGAGGUCUCUCCGGAUGACGGUGGUGAAGCGGCAGGCGCAGUCCCCGGCCGGCGUGUCCAGCGAGGUGGAGGUGCUCAAGGCCCUGAAGUCCUUGUUCGAGCACCACAAAGCUCUGGAUGAAAAGGUGAGAGAGCGGUUACGAGUAGCACUUGAAAGGUGUAGUUUGUUAGAAGAAGAAUUAGGGGCCACACACAAAGAGCUAAUGAUUCUUAAAGAACAGAAUAAUCAGAAAAAAACCCUAACAGAUGGAGUGCAUGACAUAAACCACGAACAAGAAAAUAUGCCGAGCACGAAUGGAAAGAGAGCUUCUGACGGUUCUUUAAGCCACGAGGAAGACCUCGCCAAGGUAAUCGAGCUCCAGGAAAUCAUAGAUAAGCAGUCAAAGGAGCAGAGCCAGAUGAAGGAGCGCCUGGCCGCCCUCUCCGCUCACGUGGCCGAGCUGGAGGAGGACCUGGACACGGCACGCAAGGACCUCAUCAAGUCCGAAGAAGUGAACACAAAGCUGCAGCGAGACGUCCGUGAAGCCGUGGCCCAGAAGGAGGACAUGGAGGAGAGGAUCACCACCCUUGAGAAGCGCUACCUCGCGGCACAGCGUGAAGCCACCUCUGUGCACGACCUCAACGAUAAACUUGAAAAUGAGAUUGCCAAUAAAGACUCUAUGCAUCGACAGACGGAGGAUAAAAACCGCCAGUUGCAGGAGCGCCUGGAGGUGGCAGAGCAGAAGCUGCAGCAGACCCUGAGGAAGGCCGAGACGCUGCCCGGGGUGGAAGCCGAGCUGGCCCAGAGGGCGGCCGCCCUCUCCAAGUCCGACCCUUUAUCUUCUGGACACUCUGCUGCUGAGGAAGCUAAACUGUCGGAACUCGCUUCCCAGCUUAGGAAGGCCGAGGAGAGGCAUGGCAACAUCGAGGAAAGGCUGCGGCAGAUGGAGGCCCAGCUGGAGGAAAAGAACCAAGAACUGCAGCGGGCAAGGCAGAGGGAGAAGAUGAACGAGGAGCAUAACAAGCGUCUGUCGGACACUGUCGACAAGCUCCUUUCCGAGUCUAACGAGCGGUUGCAGCUUCAUCUGAAGGAGAGAAUGGCCGCUCUGGAAGACAAGAACUCUCUAUUACGAGAAGUUGAAAAUGUGAAAAAGCAGUUAGAAGAAACGCAACGUGAGAAGGAUCGGCUCCUACUGAACGUGGAAGCACUGAGGGCUGAAUUAGAGCAGGCGAGACUGAGAGGCUCUUCCCUUCACCACGGGCGACCGCACUUGGGCAGCGUCCCAGAUUUCAGGUUCCCUCUGGCGGAUGGCCCCACGGAUGCCUACAGCAGCGCGGUGUUGCGCCCCCGGAAAGGCCGUGUGGCCGCUCUGCGAGAUGAGCCUUCCAAGGUACAGACUCUUAACGAACAGGAUUGGGAACGUGCCCAACAAGCUAGCGUCCUAGCAAAUGUGGCACAGGCGUUCGAGAGCGACGUCGACGUGUCUGAUGGCGAAGACGACGGGGACACGCUCUUCAGUUCGGCCGCUCUGCUCUCGCCCAGUGGGCAGGCCGAUGCCCAGACUCUGGCCAUGAUGCUGCAGGAACAGCUGGACGCCAUCAACAAAGAGAUCAGGCUCAUUCAAGAAGAGAAGGAGAGCGCGGAACAGCGGGCGGAGGAGAUUGAGAGCCGAGUGGGCAGCGGCAGCUUAGACAGCCCCGGCCGUUUUAGACCCGCGGGCUCCGGCGCCCCGCACCCCGCGUCCCCGCUCGCGGGCCCCUCCCCUCCACACAGCGGGCGCUCCACCCCACGGAGGGGCCCGCACAGCCCCGCCAGGGAGGUGGACAGACUGGGGGUCAUGACUCUAUUGCCGGCUUCGCGCGAAGAGGUACGAGACGACAAGGCAACGAUAAAAUGUGAAACGUCCCCUCCUUCCUCCCCGAGGUCCCUGCGCUUGGACAGACUGCACCAGGGGGUGCUCCACGCGGCCAGCCACGAGGACAUCAGGGACGCCAGAAACUCGACAGGCUCGCAGGACGGCCCCGUGAGCAACCCCAGCAGCAGCAACAGUAGCCAGGACUCGCUGCACAAAGCGCCCAAGAAGAAGGGCAUCAAGUCUUCCAUCGGCCGCCUGUUUGGCAAGAAAGAAAAGGGCCGUCCGGGCCACGCUGGCAAGGAUCCCGCGGGACCAGCUGCUGUUUUGGAGGUGGAAAACUCCUCUCAGGACGCCCUGGGACUCAGCAAAUUGGGCGGACAGGCUGAGAAAAACCGUAAACUUCAAAAAAAGCACGAAUUGCUCGAGGAAGCCCGGAGACAAGGUUUACCUUUCGCACAGUGGGACGGGCCCACCGUUGUUGUUUGGCUGGAGCUCUGGGUCGGGAUGCCUGCCUGGUACGUAGCCGCUUGCCGAGCCAACGUGAAAAGCGGGGCCAUCAUGUCUGCGCUGUCCGACACGGAGAUCCAGCGUGAGAUCGGCAUCAGCAACCCUCUGCACCGGCUGAAGCUGCGGCUGGCCAUUCAGGAGAUCAUGUCCCUGACUAGUCCGUCAGCCCCUCCUACUUCGAGAACGACGCUGGCAUACGGGGACAUGAACCACGAGUGGAUCGGCAACGAGUGGCUGCCCAGCCUGGGCCUCGCGCAGUACCGCAGCUACUUCAUGGAGUGCCUGGUGGACGCGCGCAUGCUGGACCACCUGACCAAGAAGGACCUCCGAGGGCAGCUGAAGAUGGUCGACAGCUUCCACAGAAACAGUUUCCAGUGCGGAAUUAUGUGCCUGCGAAGGUUGAAUUACGACCGUAAAGAGCUAGAGAGGAAAAGAGAAGAAAGCCAGAGUGAAGUAAAAGAUGUGCUGGUUUGGAGCAACGACCGAGUGAUUCGCUGGGUCCUGUCGAUUGGCCUUAAAGAGUUUGCGAACAAUCUCGUAGAGAGUGGCGUUCACGGUGCGCUCAUGGCCUUAGAUGAGACCUUCGACUUCAACGCCCUGGCGCUUCUGCUUCAGAUCCCGACCCAGAACACACAGGCUCGUGCCGUCUUGGAAAGGGAGUUUAACAACCUUUUGGUCAUGGGGACGGACAGAAGAUUCGAUGAAGACGAUGAUAAAAGCUUUAGGAGGGCACCUUCUUGGAGAAAAAAAUUCAGACCAAAGGACGUUCGUGGCUUGGCUGCUGGGUCUGCAGAGACUCUCCCCGCAAAUUUCCGGGUCACUUCCUCUCUGUCCUCACCCUCUAUGCAGCCAAAGAAGAUACAGCUGGACGGCAGCGUUUCGGGACCGCAGAGGCUGGAUUCCGCCACAGUCAGGACUUACUCCUGCUGACGCCCCCUGUGUUUACCCACACUACUUCUACCGGUGAUCAUGCAGCACCCCAUGAGUCCAGAGGGGACUACGUUUUAAAGUUCAGCGGGAUCUUUAAUCUGUUAAUACUUGUUAUAUGGACCCUGAGAUAUUUUAUUACAGAGUUUUUAAUUAGUGAAGAAUUCAUGAAUACCAUAGAGAAAAUAUUUUAGAAUUUAAUGUUUCUUAUAUUUAUGUAAACUUAUGACUUCUUUUAUAUAGUUACUUACUUUUUCAUGUAUAUCCAGGCUAUAAAUAUCCUUUCCAAUCAAUUCAUGUUCUUCUAUCUAAGUUUAGUCUUUCAAAUGAAUGUACUGUAAUGCUUGUAUGUAUAAAUCCUAUGAACAAAUAUAGGGCUUUUGUAAAUUAUGCGUUUAUUGUAAUUAUCAUUGUUUAAUUUUUUAUUAAUAAACCCUGACAGAGAAAAGGAUUUUACCGCGUUUGUAAAAUCAUCGUGACACAGCGUGCAUUUUCCUUUACAAAUGUCACGUACAAUCAUUUUGAAAUAAUCAGACUUAAUUUUGAGCAAUUGUUGUAUUUUAAUGACUGACCUUAACUACACUUUUUCUAGCAAGAAAUGCUUUAUUCUGCAGUGUGAACAGAUUAAAAAUAUCUGGUGUUAAAUAUCAGCUAAUAAAACUGGGAGCGGAAGGGUUAUCGGAACACUACGAGCAUCUCCUAGGACCGGUGAGCCCUUUCAGAGCCUUGUCCCUGGGGGCUUGGGCAGCUUUUGCCUGGAGUGACCGGCAGGACCCGGGAGCUGAGGACCCAGAAAGCCUGGGCAGGGGGGCCUGGGCACCCCGAGCUCCCUGGCCCCAGAACUCUCAGAGGACCAAUCAGGAAGCACUGGGCUCCCACCGCGGGGCAGGGUGCCGGGUGCCCACCCAGGAGGAGGGCGCGAGAUCCUGGAAAUAAUGUAGUGCAACUCUAAUAAAGGCCUUAUUGUUCUUACGGAAAUCAACUUUUUACAUUUGUUUGUAAACAUGUUUAAAGAGUGGACCUCGUCGUCCAUUUGUAGAUUUUGAUGCGACAGCCAUUUCGGUUUAUAGAAGUAGCAAAUGUAACUUACUUUUUACGCGGCAUAUUAAAAAGCCAGCAAGAAACGUGCUCAGAUCAUGGUGUGUUAUUUAUUAUGCAGCUGAUACAGAGAUAGAAACGGCAUGUCUUUUUACAUUUGGUUUCUGCUUUUAAUUUACUUGUACAAUUGACCGUUUCCGUUCUGUUUUUUCUAUUAAUCUUUUGUGAACUUCCUGAUUGUGUAACAAAGUGUGUACAGUCUACUUUUGAACUAUUUUUAUCACAGUAUUAUUUAUUGCUGUCUUUCAAUACAGUAGUGAAGCGUUUCCCACUGCCAAUAAAGAAUACUGAGCAUAAGCUGCCGUUACCUUGA